AUGUCCGAGGCGACUUUGCUAUCUUACACCAAGAAAUUAUUGGCUUCUCCGCCGCAAUUGAGUAGCACAGACCUACACGAUGCGUUGCUGGUUAUAUUAAGUCUUUUGCAAAAAUGUGAUACAAAUAGCGAUGAGAGUCUUUCCAUCUAUACCAAAGUUUCGAGUUUUCUCACGGCCUUGAGAGUUACUAAACUUGAUCACAAGGCUGAAUACAUUGCGGAAGCUGCAAAGGCUGUGCUCAGACAUUCCGACCUUGUUGAUCUACCUUUACCCAAGAAGGACGAAUUACACCCGGAAGAUGGACCAGUAAUCUUAGAUAUUGUAGGUACUGGUGGUGACGGACAGAAUACUUUUAAUGUUUCCACGUCUGCUGCUAUCGUUGCCUCCGGAAUUCAGGGCCUAAAAAUUUGUAAGCACGGUGGUAAAGCUUCUACAUCCAAUAGUGGAGCUGGUGACCUAAUUGGAACUUUAGGCUGUGACAUGUUCAAGGUUAAUUCAUCGACAGUGCCCAAACUUUGGCCUGAUAAUACGUUCAUGUUUCUACUUGCUCCUUUUUUUCAUCAUGGAAUGGGCCACGUUUCUAAGAUACGCAAAUUUCUUGGAAUUCCGACUGUUUUCAACGUACUGGGACCACUUCUACAUCCAGUUAGCCACGUAAACAAGAGAAUAUUGGGCGUUUACUCAAAGGAACUUGCGCCUGAAUAUGCCAAGGCAGCCGCUUUGGUAUAUCCAGGAAGCGAAACUUUUAUAGUUUGGGGACAUGUUGGGUUAGACGAAGUAUCACCUAUAGGCAAAACUACUGUCUGGCAUAUUGAUCCGACAUCGUCCGAACUUAAAUUGAAGACCUUCCAAUUAGAACCUUCUAUGUUUGGUUUAGAAGAACACGAGUUGUCGAAGUGUGCUUCAUACGGCCCUAAAGAGAAUGCGAGAAUUCUAAAAGAAGAAGUCUUGUCCGGCAAGUACCACCUUGGCGACAAUAAUCCUAUUUAUGACUACAUCUUGAUGAACACCGCCGUGUUAUAUUGUUUAAGCCAAGGUCACCAGAACUGGAAGGAAGGGAUCAUUAAGGCAGAAGAAAGCAUACAUUCUGGUAAUGCAUUACGUUCUUUAGAACACUUUAUAGAUAGUGUGAGCUCCUUGUAG
Messenger RNA from Saccharomyces cerevisiae S288C, 1143 nucleotides. It is a transcript of the gene TRP4, whose product is annotated as anthranilate phosphoribosyltransferase. Gene Ontology annotation, molecular function: glycosyltransferase activity; anthranilate phosphoribosyltransferase activity. NCBI's taxonomy places the organism in Eukaryota, Fungi, Ascomycota, Saccharomycetes, Saccharomycetales, Saccharomycetaceae. The transcript has a single exon. The record is from RefSeq and is marked reviewed. The coding region runs from base 1 to 1143 and encodes 380 amino acids. Gene Ontology annotation, biological process: L-tryptophan biosynthetic process.